AUGUCAUUUGUCAAAAUUUUGAUUUGUUGAUAAUUAAAAAAAAGUGUAAAAGAAAGGCGAGAAUAAUUGUGUUUUUCUCCGCAAAAAUCCUAGUUUUUUGUAGUGUCUUUAUAGUGUUUAUACUGUAAAUCUUUACACUAUAGACGAUCGAUAUUAAAUAUAUAAGAGACAUGUUCUUUGUUUUAAUAAAGAAUUAAUUGUUGAAGAAAAUGAGUGAAAAGACGACGAGAUUUAUUAACUCCGGCGCGGGAGCGUCCGCUGUUCCGAAUAAAAUGCGACUCUAUGCCACUUGGGUCGAUAGAACACCCUCCAAUUGUAUUCCUAGAUUAUGCACCCUAACUCUGACAAGACUGCAAAUUUUAAAGCCCCUAGGGUCAGAUAUCACCAGCAUUUCUAUAGCAGUAAAAAUGCAAUCCAGCAAACGGACUUUGCGUUCCAACGAACUGAUAUUGGCUUCGAACGGUUCUCUGGAUACACCUCUUGAUGUUACUUUUUGCCUUCAAUAUCCACACUUUUUAAAGCGUGAAGGCAAUAAGCUUCAUAUUUUAUUGCAAAGGCGGAAGAGGUACAAGAACAGGACUAUGCUUGGAUUCAAGACGUUGGCUGAAGGAAUUAUUCGUAUGGAUCAGGUUCUUCAAAAACCGUUGGAUUUGGAACUAGACUUGACAACAACUGAAGGUGCUGGAAAAGAAAAAGUUAUCGCUUCAUGUGCUCGAUUGUAUAUCCUUCAAGUAAGUUCAACACCCAUCGAUCAACAAGAACACAAGGCAGAUCGCGAUCACGAUUUCAGUGACGACGACGACGAAAUAUCAUCGGGAGAAGAAGAAGUUGGCGAUUUGUCCGACAGCGAACCAAUAAGGACGAAACUGCCCCACACUGGACAUAAUCUCAAACAGCGAUUCGUGUCAUUGUUGCGCCGAUUCCGAGUGCCAGAUUCUGAGGGUGGUCGUGGUGCAGAUCUGGAUAAUCCCAGCGAUAUCCAAGCCCUGUUCCACGAGUUGGAAUCGUUAAGUUGCGACGAUGAUUCUGGUGCUGAACAGGACACAAUGUCUAUCACAAGCACGCCAAAACCGAGUUUACGGCCGUUUUUUAGUAGUAGCAAAAGUCUGCUCGAAUCUUCUGCGUCCACAACUGUUCCUUAUAUCGAAACUGAGAGGAUUGGUGAUGAAAAAACAGCUUCUGGAAGUGACGGCAAUGCAGAUCUUUGUUUUACCGAUCCCGAGGCCCAUAGCGAUCCACAGACAGGUUCUCCACCUCGCGAACAAGCAAAUGCUAAAAAACAACCAGUUGACUACGAAUAUUCAGGUAUAAUCCAAGAGUUGAGCGAGAAAAAAUCUAAAUUAUUUAGGACGUCCGCUUCAGCUGGAAAAAAGAAAAAUUCAUUAAGCGUCAGCUCCGAUAUUCCUGCUGUUCCAGAAGUUAUCACUGUCCGCAAAGGAUUUUUGGAACAAAUUGCGAGACUCUUGCCGCCCGAGGAAAUAAUUCUUCCUGAAUGUAUUGUGCUAAUCUUGGGUCCGACUGAAAAUAUUUCUUCGAGUUUAUCAAAUAGACUGUCCUCAAAUCAACAAACUUCACUUAAAAUUUUCCAGCCGAUGUCUGGAAUUGAAGUUAAGGCGGUUCUUAAUGCGAUUUUUUCAAAAAUUCAUAAAUACUGUAAUAGUUGCACCAAUAAACCCACAACACCCAUCAAAAUGGUACUAAUUGGCGCUGAUCCAUUAAUUGGCUGGUUUGUUCGUCAUUUUGUAGAAAUUCUCUCAAGCAAACCUUCUGAAUGGUUGGCUUACAUACGAAAUUUCAUUGUGCCCUUUGCUGUCAAUUGUGCUGUUAGCAGGCACUUGGCAACAUUGGACUCAGUGUACAUGGCUAUGUUUCCGCCCAAUGAAUGUCUUAAUGAACUGAAAGUGGACGAAGUUGCUCAAAAAGUGAUUCGGUACAUAUCUGUACCACCUUCUGCUCCAUUGGCCCAAUUGCCAAUUGGAGAAGCCAUGUUGACUUGCUAUGAUGAAACUAGUCAGUUAUUUAUUCCAUUUGUUAAUGAAGUUCGAGUUGGUCCAGCAGAGAGUAGCAUCCUUUUAGCUUCUUCUGUGGACAUGGACGAUGUUAAUAAUUUUUCAUCCGGCAGUAGUCCAGCUACAGCUACUCCCUCUUUAACGCCACCCUCUUCGCCCAACGUGCAAGUGCGCGAGUCGCCCUGGGAACCACUUGAAUUGCAAAUCGAUUAUUGGCAAAUGCCUUCAAAGUAUAACGAAAAUAUUAUUUUCAAGGCUGAGAAAGAGAAGGAUAAAACUAAGACAGAUGGGAAGACGUCGCUCAAGGGUGUGUUUAGAGGGCUGCAAGCUUUUCCCUCUAGUACGUCGGGUCUUGUUGUCAAUAUGCAUAUUGCCAACAAGGAAAAGAAACAGAAAAUUAUGAGAUUAGGCAAAAAGAAGGAAAAAGAAAAGGAAUCCGAACCAAAACGAUGCCAAAACGUGGAGGGAGUAUCUAGGCUAAUAUGUUCCGCACGUGCUUCACAUUCUACUCCAAUGAGAGUAUACAUCGACGGAGUAGAAUUCAAUGGCGUCAAGUUCUUCCAGUUAAGCUCCACAUGGCAGACGCACGUUAAAAACCUAGCAGUAUCGCUAGUGGGCGUUCCAUUGGCCACAACCGAAAUGAACUGAAACUAAUUUGCUAAAUAAAUAAAUGAAUACUCUGUUUAGAGGUGAUUUUGAUGUAGCAGUAACUUUUCUUUGUAGGCUUUUUUAGAUGACCUACUGAGCCGUAUUGAAAUAUUAAUGUAGGAAUGUUAACAAAAUCACCUUUGGUGUUUAAUUAAUGAAAUAAUAUUCAAAGCAAGUGCUGGUUAUCUAAAAAUCAUCAUGCAAUACUUUUAACUGUUUCAUUUUAUUUAUGUACUCAAUUAAAUAUCGCUUUCAAACAACGUAUGAGAUUUAUAUAACAUAUCAAGGGGGUAUUAGUAACUUCCUCUAGGAUUCAAAGUGUAAUCUUAUUUUACAAAAUACAGCAUAAAAAUGGGCUUGAUAGUAAAGUGUUGGCAAUCAAGUUAAUUUUACGUUAACUAAUACGCUUACAUACAUACUAUAACAAUAUCUAAUUAAAAAAAAGAAAUAUAUCAGUAUUUUUGCUCAUUUUAGCGAUAAUGGAUAAUUUUAGAUAACCAAUACAUAUUUAGAAGGAAUGUUUUUUUGUAUAAUACUAAUAACGAUACAUAAUGUGUGUAUUGCAUUUUAAUAUAAGGUAGUAUUUGCUUUGAUUGUAAGGGUUGCUUCUAGUCACCACAAAAAAAAAAAUGGACUGAGUUUAAAUAGUCCCCGUUGUUGACGUCGACAAUACAUUCUGUUUUUAAAAGAAAAGCUCAAAGAAAAUACGUUUAAUAGGUAAAACCGCGUUAUUAAUGUGCUUUGAUAUUCAACAAGAAUAAUGUACUAAAUUAAUAAAAAUAAUAGACUUAUGAUAUAUAAGAAUACUCUCUAUAUGUGAUAUAGUUUUUAGUAUUAGUAUUUGAUUUUUUUUUAAAUAAAUUAUUCAUAUCAAGAGUAUGCUUAGAUAAAAAAAUAACGAAGGAUUUUUUAAAAAUCAACAUAAAUAAUUAUAAGGCAACUUAAGAAAUAGGCGAGCUGUGCAUUUGUAAAAUAAUAUGUCAUCUUUUAUACUUGUAUAAACAAUAAUGAAUAUACAAUUACCUCACCAACUUAAUAAUGUUUUUCCUAAGAGAAGAAUGUGAUAAUCUCCAAAUUAAAUCAAAAUUCUAUAAAAUCUGACUUAAAAGUGGAUGACAUAAACAAAUGCAAUUGCCUUAAUAAAGAGUAUUAUUAGAAUGCGCGCAUUUGUUAACUUUGAAAAGAAAAAUUGUUUUCUUAUAAGGUAUGUGUAUCAAAUCACAAUUCUAGUUUGUGAUUAUUAUAGAUACACGUUUGAUAUGAUUGACAUACAAUAAAAAAAAUAAUUGAAACGUUUCUGUCCAUUUUUAAACUACUCGCUCCCCAUGUCAGUGGUAUUUAUUUAAAUUCCAUAUUUAUUUUAGGUUGAUUUUAUUUUUAUAUAUUAUGAUGGAGAGUUCUAUUUGUUAUUAAUUAUUAUUAUUGUGAUAAUAUAAAAAUGUUUACUGCAUGUAUUCCUAUUUUGCAAAAAUAUAAACAACUUAUGUCAACUAUGUGAAA
Messenger RNA from Ceutorhynchus assimilis (cabbage seed weevil), 4157 nucleotides. Lineage: Eukaryota; Metazoa; Arthropoda; Insecta; Coleoptera; Curculionidae. The record is from the annotation of a GenBank genome assembly.